GAAGAAUAAAGUGUUUUCUGAUGACGACACACUGUGCGACAACGAAAAAGCUACAUGUGGAAUGGCCAGACUGACAGGGAAUAUUUUGGCAAUUUUGUUAGGUUCUUAGAUGGUACUUUUCGAUUAAAAACAAUAGUUAGCUAAUGUGUGUGUGAAGUAUUAUAUGCAUGAGGUUGGUAAGCUUUACUUUCCCGUAGUACGUGCGUAUAUUUGAACACUAGCUAGCAGUUACAACCAGGCAGCAUAGUCGAAGACACUCGGCAUUCAGUUUACAACAGAAGAAAAAAUACACGUCAAAUGUCCAGCGACACUGUCAAAGAUUUGACACCGUCCCGGGAGAACAAUGUUGCCACUGAAAAUAAGGAUGCGCAUAUCGGUAAUAACGGAGGAACAGAGAUUCUCUCAAAAAACCAGAGGAAGAAGCUUUUGAGGCACCAGAAAUGGGAGGAGGAAAGGAACCUUCGCAAGCAGAAGCGGAAGGAGAAGAGGCAGAAGAGGAGCCUUGAGAGGAAGACCCAGGGGGAGGAGGGUGGGGAGUUUGUGGCUGGCCGGAAGCGUUUGAGGAAAGAGGUGAAGCCCAGCAGCCCCCUGAGACUGGUGAUAGACUGCAGCUUCGACAACCUCAUGAUGUUUAAGGAUGUUAGGAAGCUCCAUAAGCAAAUCCAGAGAUGCUAUGCAGUGAACAGGCGAGCGGUGCACCCUGUUCAGUUUUUUCUAACCAGCCUUGGUGGACAGCUGAAGCAAAACAUGGAUAAGACCGAUGAAGGAUGGGUUAACUGGAAGGAUAUAACGGUGAAAGCAGAGGCGUACCACGAAGUGGUGGCCAAGGAGCAGCUGGUGUACCUGACCUCUGACUCUCCCAACGUUCUGACGGAGCUGGACGAUACCAAGGCCUACGUCAUCGGAGGCCUGGUGGAUCACAACCACCACAAGGGUAUCACCUUUGAGCGGGCUCAGGAGCUGGGGAUCGACCACGCACAGCUCCCACUGAACAGCUUCGUCAAAAUGAACAGCCGCAAAGUGCUGGCGGUCAACCACGUGUUUGAGAUCAUGCUGGUGUACUUGGAGAAGAGGGACUGGCAGGAGGCCUUCUUCACCGUCCUGCCUCUAAGGAAAGGGGCCAUUCCCUUGGGCCAAGAGGGACCAGCGACGGAAGAGAAUGUGGAAGAGGAGGAUUCUGACAGAGACUCAGACACAGCAGAGACAGUCAUACAGAACACCACGAACACACAGGACCAACAGGAGGGAGGACAGGACACACUGCAGUUGAAAGAGGCUCCCAAAGAGCAGACUGCAGCAUAGCCCCAAAUGCUACCAUGUUCUUCUGGGUCUUAAUAUGAAUUGUUAUCUGUUGCAAAAUGGUUGAUUUAGUGAAUUGCGGGUUUGAGUUCUUUUUGAUUGCAAAAUUAUAGUAAUUUUUAGUCAGUGUUAUGUUAUCAGAUUUCUGUUGAUUUAUGCUUUUUUAUGGAAAAUAUUUGACUUGGAGUGCAUAUAUUAAGUGAACAAGUCACACAUUUGCAGAUCUAUGUUAUACCUUUUGACCUGUUAUUAGUGCUUUGUAGCAAGUCUAAUGCUUUUCAUUAAAUUAAAACAUGUUGACUUACACAGA
Salmo salar (Atlantic salmon) is the source of this 1609-nucleotide messenger RNA. It is a transcript of the gene trmt10a, whose product is annotated as tRNA methyltransferase 10A. The record is from RefSeq and is a predicted model, not a curated record. Gene Ontology annotation, biological process: tRNA N1-guanine methylation. Lineage: Eukaryota; Metazoa; Chordata; Actinopteri; Salmoniformes; Salmonidae. Gene Ontology annotation, cellular component: nucleoplasm; cytosol; nucleus. Gene Ontology annotation, molecular function: methyltransferase activity; tRNA binding.